Messenger RNA from Closterium sp. Naga37s-1, 646 nucleotides. NCBI's taxonomy places the organism in Eukaryota, Viridiplantae, Streptophyta, Zygnematophyceae, Desmidiales, Closteriaceae. The record is from the annotation of a GenBank genome assembly.
AUGGGACCUUACUCCCUUCGUCUCCCACCCACUCUUUUCCCUCCUAGUUUCCAAUCCCCUCCUUUCCGUCCGCGCCUCCCGUGUGCAUGCGCCGUGCCGCAUUCUCCCAUCCGUAUCCGCAUUCCCGCAGUAUGGGAUAGGCACGCGCCCAGCCGCAUUCAGCCAUUCGCACGCGCCCUUCAUCAUUCUCCACUCCGCACGCCCUUGCCGCAUUCUCCCAUCUGCACGCACCUGGCAGCAUUCACUCCUCCUAGCCUCCUCAUCCCCCCUUUCAAUCUCCCUGCUUCGUAUUCCCGCUUUCUUUUUCCAUACCUUUUAGUAACCAUGGCCUCCCAACCCCACGUGAGGUAUGCGCGUGUCCCGACGUCAGACUCCGAAGCUGCUCCCGACUUCGCCUCGAACGCAUCCGCAGCUCCUCCGCCAAUCGCAGGAAGAGCGCGAGGCUCCAAUGAUGCGGAUAUCCGCUUCGCUGGUCCGGACAUCCACAGACGCGUACCAAAGCGAUCGGUGCUUCUCGCGCUGUUCCUGCUGUUCCUGGGGUGCGCGUCGCUAGCAACGUUCUACCUCAUGCAGACGGGCCAAGUGGAGGCUGGCGGGCAGCAGAAGUGGACGUGCCUCGCCAUCGCCUUCCUCACGCUCAUGCCCG